Erinaceus europaeus (western European hedgehog) is the source of this 922-nucleotide messenger RNA. It is a transcript of the gene S100A3, whose product is annotated as S100 calcium binding protein A3. The transcript has 3 exons. Gene Ontology annotation, cellular component: cytoplasm. Gene Ontology annotation, molecular function: transition metal ion binding; calcium ion binding. The record is from RefSeq and is a predicted model, not a curated record. NCBI's taxonomy places the organism in Eukaryota, Metazoa, Chordata, Mammalia, Eulipotyphla, Erinaceidae. The coding region runs from base 271 to 612 and encodes 113 amino acids.
CCUCUCUGGGGAGCCAACCACCUGCUGUAGGCCUGGGAUGUCACAAUCAAGGACACUGGGCCCCUCCUUGAGUCACAGGGACCGACAGAGUGAGAACACUGCAGAAGGGGUCCUGGUCUCAGAAGCCUGAAGUCACAGGGCUCUGUCCCCUGGGAGACACCAGGAGUGAGUCACUGGGAUCAGUGGAAAAAAAAAUGCUUCUUCCUUUCCAUCUGCCUGAGGAUUUCUCCCCAGUCUGGAGUCCUGCUCCCAGAAGAGCCCCAACACCACAUGGGUGUGACAUGGCACUGGGGGAAACUCUGGAGGAUGGCACAUCCCCUGGAGCAGGCAGUGGCAGCCAUCGUGUUGACCUUCCAGCAGUACGCGGAGCUCAGUGGGAACAAGCACAAGCUGUGCCAGGCAGAACUCAAGGAGCUGCUGCAGAAGGAGCUGCCCACCUGGGUUCCCACGGAACUCCGUGAAUGUGACUACAACAAGUUCAUGAGUGUGCUGGACACCAACAAGGACUGCGAGGUGGACUUCAUGGAGUAUGUGCGUGCGCUCGCCUGCCUCUGCACCUACUGCCACGAGUACUUCAAGACCUGCCCCCCAGAACCCCCCUGCUCCCAAUAGCCUCUGCUCCCUGGGCCAAGUGGUCCCAGCUGGGGGUUGAGCCUUCUGAGACCCAAAGUGGUCUUGUACCCACUCCUGGCCCUACUUCCCUCUCUCCUGGGCUCUUCUCUGUCUGAACUGCCCAUUUUGGCCUCCCUUUGGCCCCCGGAGGCUGGGAUCUGGGGGGAGACUCUUCCUAGGGUCACAGGUAGUGGCUUGUGGGCAGCUGGGGGUGGUAGGGUCUGGCUUGAGGCUGUCACAGGGGUGGGUAUGAAAGUGUCAUGACUGAGAGGGACCACUUCACUUCUAAUAAAGAGCUGCUGUCACUUGG